AUGGCAGCGAACGGCGCGUCAGCCGAUCCGACUGCGAUCCUCGAUCGUCCCGCUGUCGCACACGAUGCUCUGCCAUCCUUAUCCGGACCCCUCGUCAGUCCGAUGGGCGCUAGGCUGUACAAGGCCCAAUUCGCUCCUCUGUACGAUUUCCGGCUGCGCAUGCUGCGAAAGAAAGUCCGCGCAUUCGCCCAGGCACGGUGGGAAAGCCAGGGCACGACGACGGCUAGCCAUCAAGCCGGCACAAAUCGUAGCGCGGACGUCAAGGGGAAAGCGAAAGCAAGGCCGAGCUCCUCGCUGAGAGAGCAGGCACAUGCAAAAUUCGUUUCGCGCGUGUUGGACGUGCAGCAGGGGGAUGUGUGCUACAUCAUCGGGACGGUCUACUGCAGCAUGCUGCUCAAGCCAGACGUGCUGGAGGAUCUGACCCGAGAUCAAUGGCUACCACCGCAGCCGGUUCGAACGAAAUACUUUGACGCGGACAAGGACGAGAUAUUUCUAGAAGACGAAUCCGGCCGUGUGCGAUUGACAGGCCAGGCGCUCCUUCCAUACUCGCGGGGUGGUGCCAAUCUGCGCAACCAGAUUGUCACCGGCGUCGUCAUCGGUGUGCUUGGCACAGAGACCAAGAACGGCGAUUUUGAAACCGCGGACAUAGUUUUUCCAGAUGGCAGCAGUGCUUUGAACGCGCCGUCGGAGGAAGAGCAGAACACCGAGAUGCUCGCGGACAUCCAUGUGUCGGAUGACCAGUGGAUCGCACUUGUUAGCGGCUUGGAGGUCGGAGCGGAUGAACAAGUCGCUGGAGAGCCAGACGCAGAUGCAAAUGGCGAAGGCACGUCGCUGCGACCUGAUUCGGAGCUCAGGCUACUCAUGCUCUCCGAGUGGCUCUCGGGGCAACUGGGCGAGGAUGAAGAUCGCAAGGAGAGCAGGAACAUCGUCAGCUUAAUUUUGGCUGGCAAUUCGCUUGCUGAGCCAGUUCGAUCGGAUGACGAGAAGCGCGGCACUCGCAAAGCACUCGCAGCCUCGAAACCGCUGACAGAAGCACCAACACCACCCAAGAUCUUCGACACAUACCUGUCAGACAUGGCCGCUACGAUGCGCGUGCAUCUCCUGCCAGGCGAAAAGGAUCCAGCGCCAGUUGUCCUGCCGCAGCAGCCGAUCCACCAUGCCCUGCUGCCUAAGAGUGCGAGAUGGAGUCUGCUGAAGCGCGAGACGAACCCGGCAUGGUUUGGCCUGGGUGGAAAGAAACUCCUAGGCACAUCCGGCCAGAACAUCGACGACAUCUUCAAGUACAUGGAAGAAGGGCAGGACUCGCGGCUCAGGAUGGCGUUCCAGACACUUCGAUGGGGCCAUGUCGCACCCACCGCCCCAGACACACUUUGGUGUAUCCCUUUUACUGACCGCGACCCUUUUUUGCUGUUGGAACGUCCGGAUAUCUACUUUAUCGGAAACCAGCCUCGUUUCGCCACCGGCCUUUACGCACCGGCAAUGGAAAAGAGUGAGGCGCGACCGACGCGCGUCGUGCUCCUUCCUCGGUUCUGCGAGACGGGCGAGGUGGCGCUAGUCAACCUGCGUACGCUUGAAUGCAAAGUCGAAAAGAUCGAGGUCGACCUCUGAUUGAUGAGGACGGCGCGUAACUCUAGAAUCGACGAUGCCAAGGCGUUUCUACUCUCGCUCAAAUGUACACAUUACACGCUUUGUGUAAUGGCAAUACGAUUGCGAUGAUGAUAAUGGUAUCG
Messenger RNA from Tilletiaria anomala UBC 951, 1730 nucleotides. RefSeq lists its product as uncharacterized. Gene Ontology annotation, molecular function: DNA binding. Lineage: Eukaryota; Fungi; Basidiomycota; Exobasidiomycetes; Georgefischeriales; Tilletiariaceae. The transcript has 7 exons. Gene Ontology annotation, cellular component: delta DNA polymerase complex. The record is from RefSeq and is a predicted model, not a curated record. Gene Ontology annotation, biological process: DNA replication; DNA strand elongation involved in DNA replication. The coding region runs from base 1 to 1608 and encodes 535 amino acids.